Messenger RNA from Symbiodinium sp. CCMP2592, 1188 nucleotides. The record is from the annotation of a GenBank genome assembly. NCBI's taxonomy places the organism in Eukaryota, Dinophyceae, Suessiales, Symbiodiniaceae.
AUGCUCGCGCUGCAGGUGAUCCGCUGUGUUUUUCCCGAUGGGCGCGAUGAAGCAGGGCCCAUAGUUGAGCUCUGGUGUUUCCUGCAGACAUUGACCGGGGUAGUCCGCUUUGCGGCAUUGAACCUCAAGCUGGGAUGCCUCGAUCUUUUCGAAGUCUUCAUUGACGACGACGAGAAGGUGACACUGGGCGAGGCCACGCGUGUGCCAUUCGCUGCCAUAAAGGUGGCGGAUGCAGAUGGAAAUGUUGUCAGGAUCUCCAGCCAGUCUGGAAUGCUCGUGGAGAUGACCUUCGCGCAAGGCCCCGGCCCUGCAAGAGCAUGGGCUGACUUCAUUAACAAGGCCCGUAAGGCUGACACCUCCAGGUUGCCCCAAGAAGGAGCAGGACUUGGUCCUCAGCUGAGGGCUGCGGUUGCCAAGCAAGAAGAGCAGGUGCGCCUUUUGGAAGCUCUGGUGCAGCGCAAGGGCGAGCAGCAGCAACAGCUGCAGGCACAUCUCGAGGGGUUACUCGAAAGACUCGAUCUUGGUCGAGAGCUUUUUGCGGAGCAAGAGAAAGUGAUUCGCGUGCAGCAGGCCAAAGUUCACCGCCUGCAGGCAGCAAAGGCUGCGCUGGCUGUGGAGCUUGCGCCGGCCUUUGAUGUAGAGCCCUGCUUGCGAGAUGCCAACAGUCGUACACAGUGGGGUGACCUCGGCUGUAUCCCGGUCGUUGCAACAUCAGCAAUGCUUGAGAGAGAGCAUUUGCUCGCACUCACCAUGGACAGUCGGGUGGAGAUACCCAGCGCUUCGCAGCCGCUGCCGGAAGACCAGGAUCAAGGCGCCAGCAGAGGAAAGGGCGACGGGCGAAAUGCCCGGCAGAAGGCCAGUACUUCGCAACACAUUGCCAUGAAACGAGCUCUGAGUGGCCAGGGGGAGAGCAACAAUGGGGGCCAGCGAGGACAGAACCAGAGGUCGAAUCAAGGCGGGAACAGAAGGAAGCCAUCCUGGGCACGUGCCAAGGGCAACGGAAGAAGUGCCGCCGAGGAAAUCGUCGACGGCCUCGCAUGCUCGGAGAACCGCCGCGGGCUAGACUCCCUGAGCUGGGUGACGCACCAGGCCUUCAAAGUUUUCUCACAGCUUCUCGGCUUCACCUCGAUUUCACGAGCAGGUGCCAUGGAUCGGUGCGUCCUUUGCUGCGAGGCCAGCGACUCCUGA